AUGCUUGGACAGAAAGCGCAGCCGAACGUACAUAACCGCCUACCUGAACAGCAGACACAAGAGCUACCACAAAAAGACGAACUGAAGCAGUCACAGACCCAACCAAAGCAACCCCAAAAUCAUAAGCUUUCAGAUGACAAAACAGAGAAUCAAGCCGAAAAGCGAUCCCCAUCACAGCAGCAACAACACAAACAAAGAAAGCGGCGAAAAACAGCACAACAACAAACAAAGGAUCGGGUGUCGUUACCAAAACUGCGAAGGAGCUUGCGUCCAAGACCACGGCCCCAAAGGGAUGAACAAGUUGCGAAAAAGAUGAGGAUUGACAGAAAGAACAAUUCAGAAUUUGCAGCGAAGUCAAAAAGCAAAGACAGCUUUCUACAAGAGGAUGGCGUCGAUGGGGAAGCCUCCCUCGGGAAAAUUUCUUUAGAAGAUGGAUACUGGAUCGACGAUCUCAUACAGGAAGGGGUCCUGAAAAAACAGCUAAUGGAUGCCAAAGGGGACUAUCCAGUGGUGGCAAUCCAAGAGGAUUCUUUAGUGGAUGGAUACUGGGUAUAG
This is a messenger RNA of Cylindrotheca closterium, 555 nucleotides long. NCBI's taxonomy places the organism in Eukaryota, Bacillariophyta, Bacillariophyceae, Bacillariales, Bacillariaceae. The record is from the annotation of a GenBank genome assembly.